Molecule: messenger RNA, 1707 nt
Organism: Cuscuta epithymum
Lineage: Eukaryota; Viridiplantae; Streptophyta; Magnoliopsida; Solanales; Convolvulaceae
Source: the annotation of a GenBank genome assembly
AAUGUCAAUGAAAGAUGUUUAUUAUAUUUAGUGAUUAACAAAAUUACAUACACCAUAACCAUGAAUAGUUUAUAAGAAUAUUAAGUAAUAUUGGAAAACAAUGAAAGAAAAGAUGAAGAGAGAGAAUCUCCUCCAUCUCUCUAAAAAACAAGCAAACUCUUGAACUCGUUUACAGAGUUCCGGCGCCCCGAAUGCCGCCGGAAUUACCAACCCCUACUCAAUGAAAACCAGUGCUACACGCGAGGGCACUCUCCUCGUUUCAGUGAAAGGAACAGGGACAUUCACUACCACCAUUAUACACACCCUCAAUCCAGACUCUUCAAAAACAAUUGCAGGAAUAAGUUCUCUGCAUCUCAUCUCAGGUAAAGAGUACGAGCCAAACGAAGACUCUUAUCCCACAUGGGCUGACCUCUUUAAAUCCAAUGACAGAUAUGACCCGGUUGCUCCUCUCUCAGCCACAACUCCCGCAAGUCCCAAAGCUCUUUCAAUUAUAAAAUUCUCAGCCACCAACCCCAUUAUUAAUCAGGAUUUGGAUUUUUGCUCCCAAGAUAAACAAUUAAUCACAUUAGAGAAAGGACCUCCUUGGACACGGCAGAGAGUAUUCAUACUGAAUCAGAUUCUUUGACUAAGGAAUCAGAAAACUUCUAUUUCUUCGGAGAAGAAGGGAUUGACUCAAUCCGGAUUGACUCUAAGCUUUUCAAGUUCGCAACCAGAUACAACGAAGUGGUCAUCUUUGAAAUAAAAAAAUCUUUACUCCACAAGAUUAACUUCAAUUUGGAUCUUGUCCCUCCGAUUAUCCGAUUUAUCUCCCAAUUGACCAGUACUGACCACGCAAUUUUACGGCAGCAUAGGAAAUUCAGUCCAAUCAUGGUUUCCUCAAAAUAUAACAAAUCAUGCUGUUAUUUGGUCAUUGCUAAGGAAAGGGGAGCUCUAUCAUUAUUCCUAUGGGUCCAGAAAAGUCCAGUCUGUUAAAUUUUUUGGCAGUUUUAUCUAAUUUUGUUGGAAAACCUCAUUCAGUGCAGGAGGAAUCAAUGCAUUCGGAGCACCAGUCUUCACCCGACCCUGAUGAAAUGACUUCCAUUUCUACACUCAUAUUCAAUUUUGAAGUGCGAAGAGCCUAUGAAGAGAAACAACAGCCCCAUUCUUCAGAAAAACAACCCAUUAUACCUCUUUUACAGGCCUACUCAGAUGCCUCAGACAGCUAUGACCCACCAGCCGACUCUUACUUUUCAGACGACUUUCUGAGACACACAACAGAAUGCGACCGUCAUCCACCUAUUUCAGAACAAGAAGAAAUUAGGGACUCUCAAUUCAACAGAGCGAUUUGCCGUAAAUCUCUGCUCAUUACCUUAGAUAAAUGCCUACCAACUGACAAUUUGAACACCCAGCUAAAAAUUUAUUGGAAAUUCCAGAAGAAUAAAAGGCGUCAUAGCCUAAGAACGAGGUCUCAGACCAAACAAUUUCCAUGAGCCUAGUUAUUUUUUUCCCCUUCUGUUCUUUUGUAUUUUUCUUUUUUCUUCAUUGUUUUUUAUUCUCGCUCUGUACCCUUCAUUUUUAUCAAUAAAAUAUGUUUUUCUCAAAAAAGAAAAAAUUAAGUAAUUUUGAUUGGUGAUAGAUGCAUGCUUCAAGUUAUGUUAAACUUGAGAUUUUAAUGUGAAAAGCUGCUCUAGUAUAAAUUAUUAUUAAGCAUUAUUAAUGUUCAAAUUG